Molecule: messenger RNA, 312 nt
Organism: Striga hermonthica
Lineage: Eukaryota; Viridiplantae; Streptophyta; Magnoliopsida; Lamiales; Orobanchaceae
Source: the annotation of a GenBank genome assembly
AUGUCGGGCAGAGGCAAGGGCGGGAAGGGGCUGGGCAAGGGCGGCGCCAAGCGCCACCGCAAGGUGCUGAGGGACAACAUCCAGGGCAUCACCAAGCCGGCCAUCCGUCGCCUGGCUAGGCGAGGCGGCGUGAAGCGCAUCAGCGGCCUCAUCUACGAGGAGACUCGCGGUGUCCUCAAGAUCUUCCUCGAGAACGUCAUCCGCGACGCUGUCACCUACACAGAGCACGCACGCCGGAAGACGGUGACGGCGAUGGACGUCGUCUAUGCGCUCAAGAGGCAGGGACGUACUCUCUACGGGUUUGGCGGUUAG